Cynoglossus semilaevis (tongue sole) is the source of this 1780-nucleotide messenger RNA. It is a transcript of the gene ilkap, whose product is annotated as integrin-linked kinase-associated serine/threonine phosphatase. The coding region runs from base 569 to 1636 and encodes 355 amino acids. Gene Ontology annotation, molecular function: cation binding; protein serine/threonine phosphatase activity. Gene Ontology annotation, biological process: protein dephosphorylation. The record is from RefSeq and is a predicted model, not a curated record. The transcript is spliced from 9 exons. Lineage: Eukaryota; Metazoa; Chordata; Actinopteri; Pleuronectiformes; Cynoglossidae.
ACUACUUACUUACAUAGUCUUACUAAUAUGAAUUUUUCAACUCUAAAAUAUUUUUUCCUUCUGAAGUUACAUUAUUUUCAGUGAUGUGAAAGCGUUUCUACACACCAUGUCAAGUCAAGUCUUUUAUUUGUUUAGCUCACAUUCACAAACCCAUUUGCCGCAACGGACUUUGCAGUUUUGGUAUACAAAUAAAAGUACAUGUAAAGAGUCUCCCUCUGCUCCUAAGAAAGAACAUUAUAUUUUGUCCCACAUUUUAUUCAUUGAGGGCCUUACUCGAAAAAACGUACGUAAACAAUUGCCAACAACUGUAACACAGGAAGUGGAAGUUAUUUUGAAGGUGGUGACCGGAAAUUACUCGAAACUGAUGCUAAUGCUGCGGUACCGGUGCAGUGGUGGAUAGCUCCUCAUUUCUUUAUUUAGGGGCGUUAUUCUUUUAUACAAAACUGUCAGAGAAAACUUCAAACAUUUCUACACAGGCAAUUUACUUACAUUGGCAGAGACGGUUAAACUGAAGUGUAACGGGUAGGGUUGCUGCUGGUAGUAGCUUGUUAGCUCGAAAGCUAGGGGAAUGGACCUGUUCGAUGAUCUGCCAGAACCCACACAAACCAGCGGUCCACCUGGUUCAGGUUCAGCAUCUCAAGUCGAAGCACAUGCACAGACCACCAAAGAAGAAAAUGAAAAGGAGGAGAAAAGUGUGAAAAGAAAACAACAACAAGAAGAAAUUGAAACAGAGGAGCAUGGGCAGAUCAAGAAAGUUUGUAGAGAAGGACUUCCUGUUUUGAAGGGUUAUGUGGCAGCUAGGCGUGGGGAGCGCGAUGAGAUGCAGGAUGCUCAUGUUUUGCUGCCUGACAUGAGCAGCUGUUUGUCCUGCAGUUCUCGUGUUUCAUACUUUGCGGUCUUCGAUGGCCAUGGUGGAGCUCGAGCAUCUCAAUUUGCUGCAGAGCAUCUGCAUCACAAUCUGGCCAAGAAGUUCCCAAGCGGAGAGUCUGAAAACAUGGACAAACUCAUAAAGAAGUGUCUCCUGGACACGUUCAAACAGACAGAUGAAGACUUUUUGAAGAAAGCCUCCAGCCAGAAACCAGCCUGGAAGGAUGGCUCCACAGCCACCUGUGUACUGGUGGUGGAUGACAUGGUGUAUGUGGCCAACCUGGGAGACAGCAGGGCGGUGUUGUGUCGGAUGGAGGUGGUGGCUGACGGACAGAAGAGGGCAGUUACUCUGGCUCUCAGUAAAGAACACAAUCCAACAAUGUACGAGGAGAGGAUGAGAAUCCAGAGAGCGGGAGGCACUGUAAGGGAGGGAAGGGUGCUGGGCGUCCUGGAAGUGUCACGCUCUAUUGGUGACGGUCAAUACAAACGCUGUGGUGUUAUUUCAACACCUGACCUUAGGAGGUGCCAGCUCACAGCAAAUGACAGGUUCAUCAUUUUAGCCUGUGAUGGUUUGUUCAAGGUCUUUUCUGCUGAUGAAGCUGUUAAAUUUGUCCUCAGUGUUCUGCAGGAGGGCAGUGUUGAGCCUAAGCCUGGCCUGACAAUGGAGGAGUUGCGGUUUGAAUCUGCCUGCCAUCAGCUGGCUUCUGAGGCAGUGAGACGAGGCUGCGCUGACAAUGUCACAGUCAUCCUGGUUUCUGUUGGCUUCUGAGCACAAACAUCGACAGAAUAUACAACACAGGUUGUAACAUUUACAGCAGUCAUGUGCAUGACGGACCCUAACACUUACAGCUACAGUUCAUCCCAUUGUAUUUUUGGUCCUUUUUUUUCAAUAAACAUUUUUUUCUUAUUGUUG